Molecule: messenger RNA, 1534 nt
Organism: Sphaeroforma arctica JP610
Lineage: Eukaryota; Ichthyosporea; Ichthyophonida
Exons: 2
Biological process (GO): lipid metabolic process
Source: RefSeq, a predicted model, not a curated record
GUCCACAGUUUGGGCGAAACUCUGGUGCUCUCGAACAUCGAAGCACGGGAGACCGCCACUUUCUUCAUCAAGGUGUUUGGUGUGCCUGUUCCGUUCUUUCCGUACGGGCGAUGGUAUCUACCAAUCCCUAGGCGUGGCCCUAUUACACUUAUAGUGGGGAAGCCCAUUGAAGUGGAGCUGAACGAACAUCCCGACCCAGAGUACAUUGACGAAAUCUGUGACAAGUACUACGCACAGAUUAGAGCCUUGUUUCACGAACACAAACACGAGACAGGACACGGAGACUACGAGAUUAUCUUUGUGUAAGUGGGCGGGUGAUACCGGGGGAGUUGCGUUGACAGAAUGGCUUUAACGUGUCAUUAGUGGGGCCUAUUCUCAUGGCUAGUUAGAGUUGUUCGUUGGUCUGUCUUGGUUCACCUGUGCACACUCCUGCGGCGAGAAAACGCGCCCAUGCACAGCGUCAUUUCGUACAUAAAUCGAAGAUUGCCUGAGCGGGAUCCAAAAUAGUUAGUCACGGUAUACGCUGGUUGAGUUUCUCUUUAAACUCAACUGAUCCCGAGCCCUUAAUCCGGGGCGUGACUGUACACACAGCCUGGAAGGUCGGGGAGCAGUAGGUAUUGGUUGCCUGGCAACGGUUGACGGGAAAGCUUUAUAUGGAUACCCAUGUGAUUCCUAUGAAAGCUUUUCUUAGUAGCACUCUUCGAGUGUGGGAUCGGCAUGCACGUCCCGGAAGUGUAGUAUUAGUAGUGUGGUAGUAGUUUGGUAGUAGUUUGAUAGUAUUAGUAGUUUGGUAGUAUUAGAUAAUUAAGGUGCAUGCCCUGAUGUAGAAUACCUUGGGAAUUUACACGUAGCCCCUUACAAGUCUCGCGUAGAUGAUCUGUUGGAGCUAUGGAUGAGUUCCCGACAAAUGGGACAUGGGUCUUCUUUCAGGGCCCUUUGGUACUUUCCGUUGAUACAAUGUCCCAGCUAUAUCGUAUCAGCCACAGCAAAACUGGACAACUACGCCAGCAGCACCAGAUGGGAGUUACACUGCAGUGAGUGUUAACCAGCAAGGGCAGGCCUACCCAGGGUGUCUUAUGAACUGCCUGUCUGCAUUGUUCAAUGUGUUCUGGUGCAUCCAUGUAUAAGGUUGUGAGUACAUCGCAAGGAAUGGUACCGACGACGGGGAUGUGUCCAGCAUUAACUUAACUGACAAGUCGCUUAUACGCACGAGAUGGCCAUUGGAUCAUAACCAUCCAUCUUUCUCCGAAAAGUUUGACUCGACUAUACGCCCGCAGCGUACUCUCAUAGUGUAAUUGUUUGUGAAUGGAAAGAACUGCCAUAGGGUCUGGCAACUACAGCUUAGACGGAGAACCAUACACGCCUGAGAUCUUGUGAGCUUAUGAGCAUAUUGGACUUUGUACGAGUAUAGCCUUUGUUCAUUCAGAAGGCUAUGGAAUUUUACACUCGAAACAUCCGGAGAAGUACGAAUUAGUUAGAAAGCACCUUUUAAAUGAAUUUAGUCUAAGUAGAACUGAAUAAACUUGAUUUGCUG